CGAAAAACUACAUUAACAUAACUUGUUUAAUAAAUAACAAUUAUUAUAUUUGAAACGACGGGUUAUGUAACUGUUGUAGCUAAUCUUAGAAUUGGAGUUUCCUUAAAGAUUAAUUAUCUUGACGAUGUUUUUUUGCCUGGCGUUAAGCGACGAUGCCGUAUAUGAUGGAACACGUAUGUUUUAAUGGAAUAUAUCAUACAAUGUAAACAAAAACAAUAGGUGUUUUAAUGAUACAUUUACAUAACAUACAACAACAUAUAACAACGCCACGACUGGCAUUUCCUCGAGGAACAUAGAAUUGGUAAGAUUCAAAAAUGUUUUUUUUUCACAAAAGCCUAGUCUCCGAUAUAAGUUGAAGUGGUACGUUUGCAAGAGUUGCAGCAGUAAGCUCAGUGGGUGCGUGUGUGUGGGGUGCGGGCGCGUGUCGUGUGCCGCGAUAUAUACGGCGGGCGGGCGCCGGCGCGGCCAGUGUGCCGCUCCUCGCACAGCCAUGACGACGCUCGCCCCGUACAUGUUCGCGCUCCUGCUGCUCCUGCCCGCGUGUACUGGCCACGUGUUUCCCUCGGAGCGAUGUCGAGUGAGCGCGCGCAUCGAGUCGGGGACCGUGUGUGGCGUGGAACGAAUAGCCGAUGGGGACGUCAAGUAUGCCAGCUUCAGAGGAGUACCUUACGCUAAGCAACCAUUGGGAGAACUGAGGUUUAAGGAGUUAGAACCAGCAGAUAAAUGGGACUACUACUACGCGACUGACGAAGGGCCGGUGUGUUACCAACAUGACGUCGUGUACGGACGGCUCAUGCGGCCGCAGGGGAUGAGCGAGUCCUGCAUUCACGCCAACAUCCACGUCCCCAUGGAAGCUCUCCCAGAGCAACAUCCUGACGUCACUCUGCCUGGCCUACCGAUCCUCGUGUUCAUACAUGGAGGAGGGUUCGGAUUCGGUUCUGGUGAUGCGGAUCUACACGGGCCGGAGUAUCUGGUCAGCAAGAAAGUCAUCGUCAUCACGUUUAAUUACAGGUUGAACGUGUUCGGCUUUUUAUCAAUGAACACGACGGCGAUCCCAGGUAAUGCUGGUCUGCGGGACCAGGUGACGCUACUGCGCUGGGUGCAGAGGAACGCGAAGGCAUUUGGAGGAGACCCCAGAGAAGUGACGUUGGCUGGCCAGAGCGCCGGAGCUGCGGCAGCACAUCUACUCAGCUUGUCCCCAGCUGCGGAAGGGUUAUUUAGAAGAGCUAUAUUAAUGAGCGGAACAGCAACGAGUUCUUUCUUCAGUUCCUCUCCUGCGUAUGCGCAACAUAUUAAAAACAUAUAUUUGCAAUUCUUGGGCAUUACCUCUACUGACACAGAGGACAUACAACGCCAGCUCAUCGAACUACCCGCCGAGAGACUGAACGACGCUAACACCAAACUCAUAGAUCAGAUGGGACUAGUGACCUUCGGCCCCACCGUGGAGUCACCCCUGCCGGGAGUCACCACCAUCAUAGAUGACGACCCGGAGGCCUUGCUUAGCAAAGGACGAGGGAAAAAUAUUCCUCUCAUAGUAGGUUACACGAACUCUGAAUGUGAAACCUUCCGCAAUCGAUUUGAAGCAUUUGACCUUAUCACGAAGAUUGCAUCCCAUAAUUUUCUUGUAGUUCCACCAAAACUAUUGUUCACGACUCCACCGGAAUCAUGGUCGAAUUUGGUAUCAAGAAUGCUCGGAAGAUACUCUGACGGUAGAAUGAAUAUGGAUGGAUUUGUAAAAUCAUGUACGGAGGGCUUCUACGAAUAUCCCGCGUUAAAGCUGGUACAAAAACGUGCAGAACUGGACGGCGCUCCAGUGUUCCUGUAUCAGUUUACAUUUGAAAGUCCGACCAGCAUCAUCAAGGAAGUCACGGGCUUAAGUUACGCAGGGGCAGCCCAUAUUGAAGACCUGACGUACGUGUUCAAAGCAAACUCAGUGCUCGAGGGACGGGAAGGGGCCCCCAGAGCUUGGAAGACUUACGAAUGAAGAAUUUCAUGACGGACUUGUUUGUCCAGUUCAUGUCCUGCAGUAAACCGAUUUGCGACGACAAACGGUCUUUAUGGCCGGAGAACAAUGGAGACCAAAUCGAAGUAAUAGAAGCCCCCGGCGUCUUGCGAACCAACAGCAGGUCGAUGAGACAGCUGGAAGUGGUGGACUUCUUCGACAACUUGCCCAGUAGAGUGAACGUGGUUCUGGCCCAGGGCAGGCUGCGAGGGAUCACCAAGGAUGGCUACGUGUCCUACACUGGCAUACCUUAUGCAAGUAUUACAGGCACUUUGGGGAGAUUCAAGAGAGCAGGGAUCGCUCCACUGUGGUCUGAUAUCAGAAACUCCAGGUCGCCGACCUGUUCCUUAGUGUCGGACGCUGAGCACUGUCUUCAACUAGAUGUCCACGUACCGUCUGUCGUGGGCGGGAACUGGCCCGUGCUGGUGUGGGUGACGGGGGGUAGCGGCCCCUACAGCCCCGGCAGAAUGGUGCAGGAGGGCAUCAUCGUGGUCAUUGUGCAUCACAGGUUGGGGCCAUCGGGCUUUUUAUGUUUACGAGACGAGAAUAUUCCUGGUAACGCUGGCGUGAAAGAUGCGGUGUUAGCAUUGCGAUGGGUGCGCGAUAAUAUAGUUGCUUUCAAAGGAAACCCAGCCAAAGUAGUUGUAGCUGGACAAAGCUUCGGUGCCGCCAUGGUGGAAGCCGUACUUCUGUCUAACAUGGCCAGUGGACUAUACCAUGGUGCUAUACUGCAGAGUGGGAGUGCCCUAUGCCCUUGGUCUUUUAACUUUGACUAA
This is a messenger RNA of Spodoptera littoralis (African cotton leafworm), 2778 nucleotides long. NCBI's taxonomy places the organism in Eukaryota, Metazoa, Arthropoda, Insecta, Lepidoptera, Noctuidae. The record is from the annotation of a GenBank genome assembly.